Molecule: messenger RNA, 612 nt
Organism: Malassezia pachydermatis
Lineage: Eukaryota; Fungi; Basidiomycota; Malasseziomycetes; Malasseziales; Malasseziaceae
Product: methyltransferase type 11
Exons: 1
Coding region: 1-612 (203 amino acids)
Molecular function (GO): S-adenosylmethionine-dependent methyltransferase activity
Source: RefSeq, a predicted model, not a curated record
AUGUCGGAAAAAGCGCCAGUGGUGUACCAUGGCACGAGUAUGCCCGACCCAGAUUGGUGGCAAACGUUAUGGUCAGAUCCAGCAGGUGUCGUAGCGAAAUUGGGCUUGAAGCCAGGGAUGGUGGCGCUCGACUUGGGCUGCGGCGAUGGCUGGUUUACCAAGCCCAUAGCCCAAAUAGCACAACGUGUAUACGCCCUGGACGCCGUGCCUGCGCUUGUCCAAGCUACGGAACAGCGGGUUGCCUCUAUUGGCCAUGUGCAAUGCAUCGUGGGCGAUGCCAUGGACGCGUCACACUAUGUACCUGAACCGUUGGAUUAUAUCCUGCUAGCCAAUACCUUGCAUGGCGCACCAGACCGGGCUGCGCUAGUCCAAAGUUGCGCCGCUUUGCUCAAAACAGGGGGCUACUUGGCCAUUGUAGGAUGGCACGUACGCCCUCGUGAAGAAUGCCAAGUACUAGGGAAACCGCGUGGGCCACAUCCGGACCUUCGCAUGUCCGCCGAGGAGACCAUCAAGGUAGUCCAGGCGUGUGGUUUCGUGCACAUCUCAAGCGAGAGUGUAUCUUUGUACCAUUAUGGUUUGGUGUUUGAAUAUCAGCCAGUGCCAAGAAGGUAA